Messenger RNA from Diversispora eburnea, 654 nucleotides. The record is from the annotation of a GenBank genome assembly. NCBI's taxonomy places the organism in Eukaryota, Fungi, Glomeromycota, Glomeromycetes, Diversisporales, Diversisporaceae.
AUGGAAAAGGAUCCAAAAUGUGGAUAUAUGAAAACAUACUUACCUGUAUUAUUUGUAAAGAAGAAUUUUGAAAAACACAUAGAAUUGCAUGGUAUGGGACAGGAAUAUACUGCAGUAUCGAAGGAAAAAGAUUUAGAGGAACAGGGGAACGGCGAAUUAACGUAUCCGCUACAGAACGGUCUUAGAAUUAUACUGGGAUUAAAAAAGAAACCGAAAUCAAAAAACCAAAGAACAAUACUCGAAGCAAAAAAAGAAGAAACUUGGGAUAUGAUUAAACAUCACUGGACAGGAGACCAAGUACGAUUACUUUUAAGAAUACUAGGAACCGAAGAAAAUCGACUAGACAAAGACGACCAACAAGAACUAAAACAGGCAAUAAGAAACUCGAUAAAUAAUUGGGACGGAUUUGACUUACGGAAGGAACAAGAAUUUGCGAACAAUAUCAAGAAAAAAAUAGAAGGAAAAGGGAAACAACCAAUGUAUCCAAGAAAAUCGGAAUCAUCGAACGAACCAGAACCACCUUAUCAAAAUAAGGAACAACAGAAAAAUAUGGAAAUGACACUUUUAAAAGGAUGGAUAACUCAAAUAUCCGGAAUAAAAGAACCAGAAGGAACCGUAAAAGAAGCAUUAGACGCAUUUGAAUAUUUACAAUAG